AUGGACCUGCAGAAUAAUGAAGGCCCAGCCCAGCCCAGCCCGGCCCAGAAGUGUACAGGUCUGAAUCAGGAGGACCAGCCCAGCGGCGUGAACACAGACGAAACCAGCCGACCUGACUCCAGUUGCAGAGUUGCUCGCCUCCUCGAGCUCCUCGCACACCUCUACCUCCUCGCCGCGGCGCCGAGACCAGCGACGAGACGACGGCGGCUAGGCGAUCAGGGGCAGCAUUCCGCCCACCAACGACACCUCGCCGGCACGGUCUGCCACGGAAUCCCCUUCCCGCACCUCGCCGACGGCCGUCCGCCCGGCCUCCUCCCCGGCAACGUUGAGCCACCUCGGUCGGCCACGACCUCCGUCGUCUACGUGAAUCGUGAGCUCCCUCCCUUCCCCUUCCUUAUUUCUCGUUGCGCUCAGCAUUCGAGCCAUAAUUUUCGUACUGGCCUGCAGGCAGAGCUCGUGGUCCAAGAACUGUACCCUGCUCCUCGCGCGCCGACGGCCGUCCGCUCACCUGUUUUUGGCUAUAUGUUCCUGUCAUGGCCUAAACAAGAUGGCACUCUUUAUGCGUUCAAGACCUUGAAUGAGACUAUAUAUUUCAUGUUUGAGGCUUCAGUUGUGAUGUCGUAUGAUUAUAACAGCGACAGUGAUGAUAGUUACAAUUCCGAUGACUGGGACAAUGACGGUGAGGCUGAAUCCUCAUCUGCUCCAGCUUUGAGGAGCCCUGAUACUCCUGGCCCGUCCACACUGGUACCUCAGAUUUUGAUUAGAGAUAACCGUGACACUGAUGAGUUCGACUGGGAUGAUGAUGAUGAUGAUGAUGAGGCUGGCCUCUCGUCUUCUCCAGCCCCGAGAAACCCUGAUGCCCCUGGUCCGUCCACAUGGGUGCGACAGGGUGCUGGUGGAAGUGCCAAUGGGGCGGCGCCAUUGUCUUAUUCAAUUGAUGAUUAUGUGGCAAUGGGUUUCUCGAAAGAAUUGGUCUUGAAGGGCAUCAAGAACAUAUUUAAAACUAGUGGUAAUAGCGACGGAGAUCCAAACCAAUUGCUUGAGCUACUCCUGGCAUUAAAGGAACUAGGUGAUGACUCCUUAGUGGAAAAUCGCUCUACUUCUGGCUGUACCCCCAAAAUUGUUGAAAAUGAAGUUGAUUCUGAAGGCUGGGAUGAUGAAAAUGAUUUUUUUGAGAGAGAUCUUAUCUCUCAUGGUUCUAAAGUGGAGGAUUUUCUACAGGACAUGUCACCGAGGGACAAGAAGAUCCGAUACUUACUGCAAAUGGGGUUUCCUGAAGAUGAAGCGAAAAUGGCCAUCACAAGAUGUGGUUUGGACAGUGCCAUGUCUGUCUUAGUUGAUUCUAUUCAUGCAUCACAGGCUAUUGGAGAUGAGCAUGAGACCAGGAACAAUAAUUGCAUCGAUUCCUCUAUGGAGAGAAAGAAAGGAAAGCUCAUGGAAGAUUGCAAGAAAAGGAAACGGUUUGAAAGAGGUGGAGAAAGCCGGCCUUCUUGGUAUCAGAACCAUGAUGAUCUGAUGCGUGUUCCAAGUCAUAUGAAGAGAUCUAACUUGCCGAAUGCAGUGAAUAGAAGAAUUCCUAAAGAAGCCAUUGGACCACCCUUUUUCUAUUAUGAAGAUGUGGGUUUUGCCCCAAAAGCCAUCUGGAAUAAAAUCUCAACAUGCCUAGACAAUAUUGUGCCGGAAUUUUUUGAUUCAAAGUGCAUGAGUGCAGCUGCCAGAGAAAGAGGAUUUGCACAUAACUUGCCAAUUGACAACAGGACAACCCUUCUCCCUCUCCUGCCAAAAACAAUAUUUGGUGUGUUCCCUCACACCAAGGCAUGUUGGCCCUCCUGGGACAAAAGAACACAGCUAAAUUCUUUGCAGUCAUGCAAGGCAAGGCCAAAACUGUUAAAGCAUAUUCAACAUCUUCUUGCACGCUAUGAUGAUAUACCACCGCUAGGGGUCCAGCAAUAUGUUAUGGAGGAGUGCAGAAAGUGGAAUCUUAUUUGGGUUGGGAAGAAUAGAGUUGCUUCCCUGGAUCCCCAUGAUAUGGAGCAUCUUCUUGGAUUUCCAAGGAAUUAUACCAGAGGAGUCACUACAACGGAUAGAUACAAGUCUUUAGGGGAUGCGGUCCAAAUAGAUACAGUGGCCUAUCAUUUCUCUGUGCUCAAAGAUAUGUUUCCCACUGGCAUAAAUGUCUUAUCUAUGUACAAUGGCAUUGGAGGUAGUGUGGUUGCACUUGACAGGCUCGGUAUUCAGUUGAAGACGGUGGUAUCCGUUCAGACUUCCGAAGUCAGCAGAAACAUCUUCAGAAGCUGGUGGAGCGCGACUCAAUCAGGCACACUGGUUCAGAUCAAUAAAAUGCAAGAUUUGAGUGAUGACGCAGUUAUAUCAUUAAUCAAAAAAUAUGGAGAUUUUGACUUGGUUGUUGGAGGCAAUGCAUGCAACAUCCCUGGCAGUGGUGAAUAUGAUCCCAAGCAAUUUUCUUUAUUUUUGGAGUAUGUUAGAAUCCUGAAAGCUGUUAGGUCAGCUAAGGGAUCAGGACGUUGAUAAGUUCUAGUCUAAUUGGUGCUAGAAAGAAGUAUUCUGUCCUUAGCGUCAUGUAGUUUUCAGUUUUAUUCAUGUCAUGGUUGUUGCUAGCUAACCAAGAGUAUGUUCGCAGCGGUCUGCGCUGCAAGAGUAGUUUACUUGCAACUCUGAUUAUGAAUGUUGGUAGUUACCGAUGUGAAGGUAUUAAGGUGACUUAUGUUAUAUUUGAAAGGCUACUUGUGGGUUUCAUGUUGAAGAAUAUAAUAACUGGUCAUAUUUUUCAUGUUGAAGAAAUUUCAGUUUCAUAUUG
Molecule: messenger RNA, 2818 nt
Organism: Lolium rigidum
Lineage: Eukaryota; Viridiplantae; Streptophyta; Magnoliopsida; Poales; Poaceae
Product: DNA (cytosine-5)-methyltransferase DRM2-like
Exons: 9
Coding region: 1-2529 (842 amino acids)
Cellular component (GO): nucleus
Molecular function (GO): protein binding; DNA (cytosine-5-)-methyltransferase activity
Source: RefSeq, a predicted model, not a curated record